Molecule: messenger RNA, 898 nt
Organism: Drosophila bipectinata
Lineage: Eukaryota; Metazoa; Arthropoda; Insecta; Diptera; Drosophilidae
Product: probable pseudouridine-5'-phosphatase
Molecular function (GO): phosphatase activity
Source: RefSeq, a predicted model, not a curated record
GUAACAUUUCCUUACACUUUCCCUACUUGGAAAUUCAAACAUAAAAAUUUCCUUUUUUUUAUGCAUCACAUCAAAAUUAUAAUGAAAAUCAUGAAAUUUAUAUGGUAAAUGUCUAUAGGGACUAUAGGAAUGGCUUCCAGUCGGUGUUACUGUCCAGUCACCCAUGUCAUCUUUGACUGCGAUGGAACUUUACUGAACACCGAAAGCCUAUAUAUGAAGAUAGUGAAUGAGACCUUGGCUCCUUUUGGAAAAACCUAUACUUUGGAGGACCAGGCACGUUACUUGGGAAAAUCAUCUCCCGCACUUGCCAAGGCAGUUGUCGAAGAUUUUAAUCUUCCAAUUACCCCGGAGGAGUACCACAAGUCGUUCAGAAAAGUAAACUACAAGUAUAUGAAAGAGGUUCAGCUUCUUCCUGGUGUUAAGAAUUUAAUCCUCCACCUGCACGAAUUCCGAAUACCCUUCGCCGUUGCCACCAGCUCGGCCAGCGAAACGAUCGCCAUGAAGUUUAAAUACCACAUAGACAUCAAAAAUGCCUUCCACCACAUGGUGUGUGGCAAUGAUCCUGAGCUGGGACCGGGCAGGGGAAAGCCAAAACCGGAUAUCUAUCUACUGGCGGCCUCUCGGUUCAAUCCUCCAGCAAAGCCAGAGAAGUGUCUGGUGUUCGAGGACUCGCCCACAGGUUUAAAGGCUGGAAGAGAAGCCGGCAUGCAGGUCGUGUUCAUCCCCGAAAGUAAAACCGCCCGGGGAUUGGGAGAGGAUCCUACCAUGGUUCUGGGAUCCAUGGCGGAGUUUCAGCCUGAACUUUUCGGACUGCCUGCUUUUCCCAACUGCUCCAAGUUUGAGUUUGGCUGACUAUUAUUUUAGGCUUACAGGUCUUUUAAAGAAAUAAUCAUGGGUA